This is a messenger RNA of Sardina pilchardus (European sardine), 2138 nucleotides long. RefSeq names its product potassium voltage-gated channel, shaker-related subfamily, member 4 (gene kcna4). Gene Ontology annotation, cellular component: axon; dendritic spine; voltage-gated potassium channel complex. Bases 1 to 2016 code for a protein of 671 amino acids. Gene Ontology annotation, molecular function: protein binding; potassium ion binding; delayed rectifier potassium channel activity. Lineage: Eukaryota; Metazoa; Chordata; Actinopteri; Clupeiformes; Clupeidae. Gene Ontology annotation, biological process: potassium ion transmembrane transport; protein homooligomerization. The record is from RefSeq and is a predicted model, not a curated record. The transcript has a single exon.
AUGGUGGGUGCGGACAGUGGCGGGUGCAACAGUCACCUUCCUUACGGCUAUGCCCAGGCUCGUGCCAGAGAACGGGAGCGAGAGAGAGAGCGACAGUCGCGGGCGGCUGCCGAAACCGGGGGAGCGAGCGAAGAAGGAGGGGGCCACUCGUGCAACCAGCAGCAGCAGCAGCAGCAGCAGCAUCAGUCUCGGGCCGCCUCCUCGUCGAACGCCAACAACAGUAGCGGCGGGAACGCCUCCUCCACCACCACCUCCUCCUCCUCCUCCUUCUCCUCCGCCUCCCCGUACUCACAACAGCCUCAACAGCAGCAGCAACACCACAACGAGCCACAACAGCAACUUCUCAGAGAACGGAAAAAGAAGCGGGGCGUCGCGCGGUGGAGGCGAAACCGUGCGGCUCUCGGCGGAGACUUGCGCCACUCGGAGUUGGCGCUGCUCGGAUCGGAGGAGGACAUUAUGAUAGAGGAGGAGGAGGAGGCGGAAGGCGAAGAGGAAGAGGAGGACAGGGGAAGCAAGAGACAUAGCUUCAUUUAUAACAUGGAUGAUGACGAGACUAUCUCUCUCACUGACAGGCGGCCCCAGUCAGGAUAUGAAAAUGUUUACAGUGAGUACGGCUGCUGCGAGAGAGUUGUGAUCAACAUAUCGGGUCUGAAGUUUGAGACCCAGAUGAAGACUCUCGCUCAGUUCCCGGACACUCUCCUGGGGGAUCCUGAAAAGAGAAUCAGGUAUUUCGAUCCUCUUCGGAACGAAUACUUUUUUGACAGGAACCGACCAAGCUUCGAUGCCAUUCUGUACUACUACCAAUCAGGGGGGCGAUUAAAGAGACCCGUUAAUGUUCCAUUUGACAUAUUUUCCGAGGAAGUUAAGUUCUAUGAACUAGGAGAUGAGGCAAUGCUGAAGUUUCGCGAAGACGAGGGCUUUGUGAAGGAGGAAGAGAAACCGCUACCAGAGGACGAGUUCAAACGUCAAAUUUGGCUCUUGUUUGAGUACCCGGAGAGCUCGAGCCCAGCCAGAGGCAUUGCUGUUGUGUCCGUUUUGGUAAUCGUCAUAUCAAUUGUUAUUUUCUGCUUAGAAACAUUGCCAGAGUUCAGGGACGACAAGGAAUUUCUUACUCCAGGUACUAAUUCGUCACAUGCUGACAAUGGAUUUACACCUUUCAACGACCCGUUUUUCAUUGUGGAGACGGUAUGCAUAAUUUGGUUUUCCUUUGAAAUAAUAGUGCGUUUCUUUGCCUGUCCGAGUAAACCGGUGUUCUUCCAAAACAUUAUGAACUCAAUUGAUAUAGUUUCCAUUUUGCCUUAUUUCAUUACGCUCGGGACUGAUCUGGCUCAGCAACACAGCAAAGGCAAUGGACAACAGGCCAUGAGUUUCGCCAUCCUCCGAAUUAUUCGACUGGUGAGAGUGUUUCGCAUAUUCAAACUCUCACGACACUCGAAGGGACUACAAAUCCUCGGACAUACGCUUCGCGCGAGCAUGCGAGAGCUGGCUUUGCUCAUAUUCUUCCUCGUCAUCGGCGUCAUCCUCUUCUCCAGCGCGGUGUACUUCGCUGAGGCGGACGAGCCCACGUCUCAGUUCACCAGCAUCCCCGACGCUUUUUGGUGGGCGGUUGUUACCAUGACAACGGUGGGCUACGGAGACAUGAAACCCAUAACAGUCGGCGGCAAGAUAGUGGGCUCGCUCUGUGCCAUUGCGGGAGUCUUAACCAUAGCCUUGCCCGUGCCCGUUAUCGUGUCUAAUUUCAACUACUUCUACCACCGAGAGACCGAUAACGAGGACCAGACACCUGUCGUGUCGGAGCCUCCGCCGGGCUGCCCGUAUUUCCCGGACUUCUUCAAGAAAUUCAAAGGGUCACCGUCUGGCUCCUCGUUAGGUGACAAGGCGGCCGAGUACAUGGAGAUGGAGGAGGGGGUGACGGAAUCUCUGUGCGGCUUGGACAAGAGCCCCAGUAAAGGCAACGGCACAGACAUAAGUCGAAAAAACAGCACGACCUCCAGAACACUACAGACAGACGUGUGACCAUAACAUGCAAAAAUGACGAAUAACCUUUUCUCUUAUAGAUGUCAUGGAGAGGAUUGCACAAAAUAUAUUUCUUUCCAAAAACAGCGGCACACAACAUGCAUUCGCGCGCGCUGGCCACC